CUCGUCCCUUUGUCCCUCCCCCUGCCCCUUUCGCUCCCCCUUUGUUCUCCCCCGCUACGUUGUUUGACCAACGAAGGAAGGUCGACGCCACCUCUUAUGUCAGGUUCAAGAAACAAGUGGCUUGCAGCGAACAUUUCGCGAUAAGACGACAUGGCGGCGGCGGCGGCGGCGGCGGCUCCUGCAUCGUUACGGCAUCGGCCACAGCACCAGAGGACGACGAGCGUCAGCAGUAUGCGGGCGCCACUUUCCCUUGGCCCGGCCUCGCUGGCUUGGGACGAGAGUAGCUCUUCAGAGGAGGAGGAGGAGGAAGCCGCGCCUGAAGCGCCCGAAGAUAGCCAAGAGGCAGGUCCGGAUGCCGUAGAAGAGAUGGCCGAGACACUAGCAGACGAGAGCGAGCGCGAGGAUGACAGCCCGAGCUUCCCCAUUCCAAAGCGGCGAUACGGUUCCAUGCCCAACGUGGGUGAAGUUGGGUUUUACGCCAGGGGCCGGACACUGUCGUCAGGCUCCUCGUCCGCGUCUAGCAUGACGGUGCCACGGGGAGGAGAUGCGCUUCCGGGCGCAAAGGCACGCCAUGUCCUCGGACUCGACUCCGACGGCUUCGAGCUAGGUCCCGGCAGCGACUGGGAGACCGAUGACGAGCUCGCAUCGUACCAUCCCAAGACACUCGUCAAGGCGCUCAAGAAAAACGGAAAUGUGAUGCUGAGCAAGAAGAAGAGACGACGGCAAUCAAAGGCCCUUCCGGCUCCGUACAGCCCUACAGACUAUCGGGGCGAUCAUGUGCCGGCUGCUGAGAUUCCACCAAUGCCAAGACCAACGCACCAGCACCAGAGAAGGCCGAGCGUGGGCGAAGUGUUCGGCGUCAGACUCGAAGGUGCCAGAGAAGCCGUCACCAACACAUUCAAAGCAGCUGGUAGCAGGAGAGCCGAAGCUGCGUUGCGGUAUCGCAAGGCGUCCGAUUUCAAGACUCCCGACGAGGGCUACGGUGCCAAGAAAUCAUCAAAGUCUCGUGGGAACGAGCACCGCGUGGACAGUGCCGAGUACAAGCCGAUUCGGAGCACUCCGGUACCCAACGAUGUGCAGAAUAGCACCUUGUUGGCCAAGAGUGCGCCUGUCGAACGAUCGAAUAUUUCAGACGCUGCAUUGCGAGGCUGGUCUAACGUGCAGCCAGAUGCAGCAGCCGUCGACUUUGAAGUCAUUAUGCAGGGUCACCCAGCUCCAGCCUCAGCUGUCACUGGCGCCAUGCCUCCUCCCCGUCCCGCGCGCUCACACCUCAGAAGUGCCACGGUGCAGGUGCCCAACGUUCCGUCGACGUCAGCGAGAGCGGUCCGAGGACUGUCUACGGCGUCUUCGUCGACGGCUUCUGAGUCUCAAUCGUCCUGGAAAAGACGCAGCAAUGCUUCAUUGGCGACCUUCAGCAGCGCCGGCGGCCAGUCUGAAGCUUCGAGCAGCCGUCUGAGCCCUGGUCUGAGCACGUCGUCCAGCUUGACGAACAAUGGCGCGCUUCUCACCUCGCCUGGUUCGAGGAGCAGCAGGAACCGGCAGCAGUUCGUCAAUCCGCUCUUGUCGCCGGUCGAGCCUCCUCAGCUCGACGACGACGACGACGAAGAAGAGUGGCAGAAAAUCAGUGAUCGGACGAGCAGCUUUGUGCGCCCUCCACUGCCCUUUGAAGAGCCGAGAAAGGCGCCACUCCCGCCCGGCUCGAGCGGUGCCUGUUCACUCAUGUUAUCGACGGCGGCAGCUCUUGGGCUUCACGUCGACGAUUCUCCGGACGAUCAACCUCAGUCCCACGACGGGAGCGAGUCCCGCAAUAUGUCGGCGUUGAUCAAGCGAAUGGCGUCAAAGGAAAGUGCAAUCCUCGAUCCAAUGCUCCAGUCGCCCAUCGAGCUGCCAGAGGAAGAGGCAGAGGAAGCGGAAGAGGAGCAAGAACGCGGGGGCGAGGAGGGAUGCAGCAUCCUCGUCCACCUCAGCAGCGGCGAUAGCCACAGCAAGCAGUCGAUGGAGGGGCGGGAUGCAGCUCAGAGCACUACAUUCGCGUCUUCUGAGCCCCACGGACGAGACGAAAGACCGAUGUCGAUCCCUCUCUCUCCCGCAUCGGCAAUGCCAGAAUACACCGAUGGUGUCGAGGACGAAGCCAAUGCCGAACUGGUCGGAAUCAAAUAUGAAGAUGAUGGGAACACGGUCUCAGCAGCAGAUGGGCAGCAGGACAAGGCAAAAGUCUACCUUGAGGAGACUCCUCUGCAAGAAGGCAUCCAGUAUGAGGAGGAUGAAUUCUCGAAGGCAAUUGCGAAAAUGGCAAUGGACGAGCAGCUGGGCCCUUUUUCCUUCCACAGUCCAAGCCCUACCUCUUCGUCGUUCAGCGGGGCUAGCCACUUCCCCGAAGUGACAUCGCCGGUGACUCUGAAGCGCCGAAGGAGAGUCGUCAAGAACUCUUCAAAGCUGAUCAGAAGGAGCACCGACGAUGACGAUCGCGAGUUCAUCAACUUCAUGCGCAUGUACUCAAAGUGAUCCGUGACCGUCUUGUCCCUUCCGUGUUAUACCUCUUCUUUCAUCUUGCGCGGAAUCAUAUACCAG
This is a messenger RNA of Acaromyces ingoldii, 2571 nucleotides long. RefSeq lists its product as hypothetical. Lineage: Eukaryota; Fungi; Basidiomycota; Exobasidiomycetes; Exobasidiales; Cryptobasidiaceae. Bases 232 to 2505 code for a protein of 757 amino acids. The transcript has a single exon. The record is from RefSeq and is a predicted model, not a curated record.